This is a messenger RNA of Pocillopora meandrina, 13166 nucleotides long. The record is from the annotation of a GenBank genome assembly. NCBI's taxonomy places the organism in Eukaryota, Metazoa, Cnidaria, Anthozoa, Scleractinia, Pocilloporidae.
AUGGCGUGGAAUUCAAGCUUCUUAAUCCUUCUGGCCUCUCUGUAUCUCAUGGACUUCUCUACUGCUAAAACUCCAUGCAAGACAAAAGUAAGCGUACCUGGUAUGGCUCUCAAAGGAUUCGUCUUUAAAAAGGUCCCAGUAACAGCUCCUCAUAUGUGCGAUAUCACUUGCGAGAAGGAUACGAUAUGUCAAAGCUACCAUUACAUAAUUGGGGAAAAGUCCUGUGAAUUGAACACCCGAACUAAGGAAGCAAGGCCCGAGAAUUUCCAGCCAGAUGAUUUACGCUUUUACAUGGGACGCGUUGGCGGUAGAAGUACGCAUUCGGUCUAGUUUAUUUUAUAUACAAGUAUUUCUCCGUGAGUUCUUAGUAAAAACCUGCCACUUUCCGAGAGCAAGUGUCUGAUUGCUUUGUUAUUAAAUAGAGCCACUGUCUUAAAGCAAAAUUCGCCCUUCGUACUGCAUUAAUAUCAGCCAAACUUCACAGCUCUUAAUCUUUAUUAUUCCAUGUUUAUCUUGCUCGGACAAAUAUAUAUUCAACUCUAGUCCGUUUUGCAACUUCUUAGUAUUGCCCUUAAACUAUUGAUGAAGUCAUGUCUAUAUCGUAGCCCCCUUAGGAUCUAUUCCUGAAUUACCGGCGUUAUCGUGCCAAGAGAUAAAAUUAAGUGAAGGUGAAGACAGCAUCAGUAAAAAGUAUUGGUUGGAUCCAACUAAUGUCGGGAGUUCAAAGUUGGUUUAUUGCGACAUGAAAUUGGGAGGUAAGUCAGCAUAUCAAGAACAGAAUUACUUUACACAGUGUUUGGUCUACCUUUACACUUCCCUUUUGUCGAAUUUUUUCACCUUGUCUCAAUUUUUUCUUUCGAUUAAUUUUCAAUCAGACAUCGAUGAAUGCAAAGGCAUCAAUAACGUUUGUGACAAAAAUGCAAACUGCUCCAAUACUGUUGGAUUUUAUAAUUGCACUUGCAAAGAAGGAUUUACUGGGGAUGGACACUCGUGCUCAGGUAAAAUAGUUACAGACAUGCCGAGUUACAAUAUUUAAUAUUUUUUCGCCUAAAAACACUGGAGGUACAUUUGAGCUAUCUACAGUCGAGUGAGUGGAUAAUAGACCAAUAAUAGCUUGCAUGCUAUAUCAGUGAAGCCCUAGCAUUAAACAAAGCAAUUUUAGAAGGAACUGUUGUCCUAUCAGUGUUAAUUUUUGCUUUUUAAGCAGCAUUACUCAUACAUGUUUAUGCACAGAGUUGCCAUGAUCUUCAUCCGGUUUGUUCGAGAGCCAUCAUGUUAGGAGAUGAAAAGAAAAAACAUUCUUUGUGACAAGAAAAUACAAUUGGUGGUGAAAUAUACUUUUCAAAAAUCUAAUUCGUGAAAGACAGAAGAAAGAAAUUUUUUUCUUAUUAUUUAAAACGAUUAAAGUAAUUACAAAUUGUUAGUUAACAAAAAUGCUAAAAUGCAAAUCUACGGUUUCUCAGAUAUUGACGAGUGUAGAGGAAAUCACUCCUGUUACAAGAAUGCUGAAUGCAAAAACACCCUUGGAUCACAUGUAUGUGAAUGUCUCGCUGGAUAUACUGGAAAUGGGCAAAACUGCACAGGUGAGUUUAAUCUAUUCGCUUCAACAUUUAGACACUUUCGACUACAGCAGUACCAUUCACUCAUAACUCGUUUUAAUUCAAGCAGCCGUUUCUCGUGUUAAGGACCUCUUAGGUAACGUUCCUGGCUUUUGAAUGAACAAUUUUGGUGACUGAUGCAUUGUUAUUCUGCUUUUAAAUAGACCCUGUAAAAGUGGUCGACAAAAGCAUGAAAAUAAUAUCGCUCGUUUGGCUCUGAACCCUGUCUACAGAUUGGAUAUAUAAGUGCUUUUCCAAGGCGUUCCGUUUUCGUUUACGCGUAAGAGGUUGAAAACUGCUAAUAAAAUAAUCAAGAUACUUCGAGCGCUCUGAUUGGUCAAAAAAAUAUCGUUGCUUGCACCGGUAAACCCAUAGAAAAUUGAAGUUUAUGUUGUUGACGAAUGCAGCCAGGCUCAUGCCUUGAUUUACUUCAUUAAAAUGAACGAAUGUCAUCCGAAUGGAUCUUGCGCUAAUACCAGGGCUUUUAUUAAAGUAACAGACUGCAUUUUCUAACGGUUUACCAGCGUAGUAAACGUCUCCAGAUGUUGGAAAACCAUUCGAAAAAAAAAAGUAAAUCAAUCACCUCCAGCUCGGAAGUACAAACUUUUCUGUUGUUCUCACAACAUACCGCGUGAUCUAUCUCCCUAGUAAACUGAUAGAAAGAGCGAUGACGAAGGGGGUAAGGUUCUAAAGAAACUGUGAUGCUGCAUCGGUGGGAUAGUAUAACAGGGUAUCUAAGUAUUAUUAACCUAGUUGAUGACGUAAAUUGGCCAUCGUAUAGAGUUUUAAAGCUUACGCUCGAAACGUCAGCUUCAUAACUCUUUAUAGCGGCCAAUUUACAUUAUCAACUCAGUUAAUAAAACCAAAUUAUCUCACUAACCAGAUUCAUGACGAAUGCGAAAAUGAUAACAAAAAAAGCAAAAACAAAAACAAAAAGAUCUAAAAAGAAAUGGUUAGGCUGAGUUCUGAAGGGAUUGCACAUUUUUCUCUGACCUUAUCUGACCCUUUUCGUGGAACCGUAAAAAACCUUUAAGAUUCUCUAACCUUCGAGAAUUACCUUAUCACAAUAACAGCUAUGGUCAUUCCAACUUAUUUGACUUAUGCAAGCCAAUUUGCUUCAUGAUUAUAAAUAAUUGGAUGAUGCUAAUAUUUAUUACGUUAUUACGCAGUUAUUACGCAGUCCUGGGAAAUGAUUGUGUUACUACCGAAUACCUUUGGGCUGGUUUCAUUGUGUGGGAGCUGAGGAUCAAAAAUGUCCUAAACGCAUUUGGUAGCAUCCACUAGUUGAGAUAUAUAUACCAACAACUCAGGCUUUAGUUGAUGGGCGAUUAUAGCAAGGGGAAACAUAACUCUUUAUAAUGCUAUCAUUUGAUUUUAGUUCCUAUGAGCAUCAUCAUUGUCCGACACAAAUUCUUCUUAAAAAAAUUUUUUAAUGCAUAGUUGUUCUUGUAAAACACAAGUCACUGAUUUUAAAUGUCAACAAAAACAUUUUAUCUUUGAUACUACAAUCUUUUCUUAAUGUUAUUUAAUUUAGUAGCCGACCCAUGUUGUAAUUAUCAAAACCUGAGUGAUGCCAAUAGAAAGAGCAGUUACACUAUACCGCCAUCUGGAACAGUGUUUUGUGACGACUUACCCCUCGAGGGAUGAUAUCGUUUUGUGGGAGCUGCACGAACAAGCCAGUUGUUUCAGAGCCGAUAGCUUGAUAAAUUCAAAAAUUUGUGGUGAAAUAUACGUUUCAAACAUUUAAUUUGUGAAACACAAAAAAGAGGAAAAUUUGUUUUAUUAUUUAUAAUUAUCAAAGUAAUACUGACAUGACUGAGAGUCCACCUAUUUUUAAAGUGACAGAAAUGAUAAAGUGCAAAUAUUUAUAUGGUUUCUCAGAUAUUGACGAAUGUAAAGGAAUUCACUCUUGUCACGUGAAUGCUAUCUGCACGAACACCAAAGGAUCCUUUGUUUGUGAAUGCCAGCCUGAAUUUAAUGGAAAUGGUCAAAACUGCAAAGGUGAAUUUAAUCUAUUUGCUAUAAUAUUUAGAAUAUUCCUGCUCGAAUCUAACCUCAAGCUGCUGAGGUGGCCACUGUCGGCCAUAUUAUUAUUUUUUCAUAUGUAAACGGUACUGGUUGCACCUUAAGUCUACCAAGAGCUGUCUUUUAAGGCGCUGCUGAGAAAGAAGGAGCUCAGAUUCGGAUCCUGCUGAAUUCAUUUGGAUUUUUAAUAUCACUGAGCCUCUUCGAGUGAUGGUAUCCUACACAUGAUCCCAUGUACUACUUGACCCCUUAAUUAAUGCAUAGUCAUUUUUCUUGUUAAAUACAAGUUUCACCUCUGAUUGGCAAGCUGCCAGAAUUAUAAGACAUUAGAAAAAAUCUUGAACCAUUGAUUUUAAUACCCGAAGUCCUUCUGCAUUUUCAUUUUACUUUGUAGCCGAUCCUUGCUAUGAUUAUAAAGACCUGAGUGAUGCCAAUAGAAAGAUAAGUUACUUAACAAGUCACGGUUCAGAAUUGUGCGACAACCAACUCCCUGAGGGAUGGUAUCGUUUUGUGGGAGCUGCAGGAACCAAAAUGCCAACAACACGUGUGCCAGCAAACAGAUGUGGUACACAAUGGCCAGGCUGGUUGGAUGGUGCUCAUCCUGCAGUGGAAGAUGGUGAAGUUUUCAGGAAAAUCUGCUUUACCGAUCGUUCGUCUGGUUGUAAAGCCACGAAGACUAUUUCUGUGAAAAACUGUGGAUCCUACUUCAUCUACAAACUUCAACAGCCAAGUUAUUGUAACUAUCGCUACUGUGGUACAGACUGAAUAUGAAGCAAACAUACUUUGCGUAGCAAGAGAACUCUAACCGCUUUUACCAUGUGACAUAGUUAACCUUUCUUUUCUAUCGUAAACAUUAUCAGCAGAUUUUAAUCUGUGACAAACAGGUAUUGAUUUCACCAUAGUGAUAAUUCUCAUUAGUUAGCCUCUGUCAUCGCAGAGAAACGCAAACUCUCAAACUUAUGGUUUUCGAGCCUUUUGUUUAUGUAUUAAUUUUUGUUUUUUUUUUCAUCCUUCUAUUGCUUUAACUAUUAACCAUGGUUAUUUUAGCGUAGGUCAGUGGAAUGACCAGUAGGCGCCAUCUUACGUUAUAGGCGUAGAAAAAAAAGUGACAAUAAUCACGAAUUUUCAGACGCACAGUAAGCAAACUUCAAUGGUUUAGCCUGUCGUAACCGUGUGUCAAAUGUGACCGAAUCGACCAGGAUGCAUUCGAAAUGGAUCGCUUACAUCUCAGACUGAUAUGAAUCUAAGCUAAAGAUCUUUACACAAUGGCUUCAAAGUGUUCCUAUAGAGCUUACUUAACUAAGCGCGCGGGCAGUUCAUUUAUUCAAGAUGAAAUUUGUUAAAAUAAUUUUCGCAACAAUUUGUUUAGGUAAUCAGGCAUUUCGAGUGCAAUUUGGAAGAAAUCAGCACGAGUAAGUUUUCAAAGGCUAACCAGAUUUUAUGAACCCGUAGGGCGAGUGCAACUUGCAUAUAUAAUAUUAAGUUUAAAAACUGCAGGUAGCUUUUUAAAAGUUAACUUGUUUUUCAAACAUAAACACGCAAAAAGAACAGUAUUUAGAGCUGUGAUGCGUUUAAAACAAGUACUUGGAGUAGCAUAGGUAAACACAAGUUGUAAACAACUUUGUACACCGGUUGAGUACAUUACCAACAACUUUUCACAGGAAUGUUAGAUUUAAAAUCAAAAUCACAGUUUCUCACUGUGAAAUUUUCCUUUUUUUAUGAUGCAAAAAUAUUCAAAGAAUCCUAUGAAAAAUAAUAAGCGCGGGAAAGAAACCCAUCCCCCCCACCCCCAAAGCCUGAUAUUUCAAUAUUCUAAUACUAGUCUUCGAGAAAUCAGAUGUGCAUUUAAUUUGUACUUGUAGUUAUAGUGUAUUUAAUACUUUGGAAUUUAAUUUUUACGGUUUUUAGAUUAUUGUAAAGCGGCGUGGACAAUUAAGGGAAGAUGGCGCUAUAUAAAUGUUUUUCAUUUCAUUUGUCUCUAAUUUACAAGAAGAGACCUGAACACAAAGCAAAUGGGGCAAAGCAGGGCGAGUUUAUUAACAACGUAUCAAAAUAUAGAAAAACUGUUGUUGAUCUUUUCAAAGGGAAGUGAUAUGAGCUGGGUCACUUUGUGGCUCAGCUUCUUGAGUGGUGUAAAUAGACAGACAUCGUGUAUGUUAUCUCAUUAUUUAACAAAAACUAUGUAUCUCUUUGUAAAUAUAUUUACCUUACACGGAUUAUUUUCAGCUGACUUUCAAAACACGAACACGACAGUAAAUGUUAAGGGCAGUGUAAUCCACGGGCCAGAGUAGGUUCUCGACACCACUCAUCUGAUGAAAGGUUAUGUAAAAGACUCUUCAAAUUCACUUGAUAGCACUCGCGAAGAGUAGCUUUCACAAUUUUUGUAAUGGAAUUAAUAUAGAUAACCAGGGAAUAAUAACAAAAACAACAAGGAAAUAGUCCAGAAAAUGCAUGAAACCAGAACCUAGUGAAGUAAAAACAGAGCAAUCAAUCAAAACUGGUUGUAACUUAACAUCACAACGAUACAGUAACAAAUGGAGAGAGUUGAUUAAAAAGAUUGUAACGUAAGUAACAGAAAAACGAAAAUAAGGUCAAUCUUUUGUACAGUUAACUAAAUUAAUUUACUUUUUAUAAUUAACUUAUACUGAACAUCUCUCUUCAUUAAAUUGCAAGUAAUUUUCACAAGUAUCGUUAGAAUUCAAUUGUUAAUUAUCUUUAAGUAAAUAGGAAUAAAAGAAAACCUUGCAAAAAGGCAUUUUUUUUCAUUUUUUGCCUUUGUUAGUGCUAAGGGAUGUACAUUCAUUUGCUACCCAUGGCUGGAUUGCAUUAUUUAUCCUGUCGACGUCAUUUGUUUGGCCAAAGGAAGAGAAUAACGUUUUCGUACACCACGAAUGUGGGUGCACAUGCUGGCGUUACUCUGAAAAAAAAAACAACAACAACAAUGAAACAAACAAUAUACAGUAAAAUCAACAAUAAAUGUGUUAGUGAAAAAAGGUAAAAAACGUUCUCUGGUUAAAAAGGUUUUAAAAUAUGAGCUUUCGGCUAUUAUACUAUAGCCUUUAACGAAUGUAAAAAAUAUAAGCGCGUGAAUAGAAAUAUAUACAGGGGAGGGUGUGAAAAAAAUUAAAAACUAAAAAUACAAUAGAAGUGUGAAAAGCUCAAAAAUGGACAAUAGAACAAAAUCAAAUUACAAUAAGAUAGAAUAUUGUUUUGGUAACGGUUUAGAGUUGUUGUCUGCGCCGACAGUUUUUGCGGUAUGCCAAGAUUCUAGUGUUUUUCGAACGCGGUAAUUGCCUUUGUCUAUCACGGUAGCGCCCUCAAAGUCAAUCGCGUGAUUGUUUUCCCACGCAAUGAAUGUGUUUUCACCGCACACCGCGCACUUUUUCUUUGAUACGUUAGAGGUGAAUUGCCAAUCAGGUGACAUUUUAUGACCAGAGAUUUUCUUAAGCUUUACUUCGAGGCCUAUUGGUGAAAUGAGAGUAACUUUGUUGUAUGCUAAGAAGUCAUUACCGUCUAUCAAAUUAACACACCUGAUAUCUCCAUAAAUGUUAAGGAGAAGAAAAAUAAAGAGACUCUUACUCAUAGGUAACCUGGCCUAAACCACUAAAAGUUGGACUUAUCAUUCUUAUUAGCAAAUAGAUGGACCGUAAUCGUUGGAAAGUAAGUCAACGUGAUAACUUGAAACUUUUCCCAACAUAAUCUCAAAAAUAACGCAACGGAAUCGAUUUCUCGCCAAACAUAAAAAUGAUCUAUUUGUUGAAAAUUAAUCAGCGCACUAGAACGAAUAUGGAAAGGCUAUCGGGUAUCAAAUGAAUUAAAAUCUGAUAAUAUCUCGAACCGCGAACAGGACCCUGAGAGUGACGCUAAAUGAGUACGCUUCAAACUUCGAGUCUCUCAACGGCAAGCACCAUGUCCCAGACACUUUUUUCGAAAUAGUUUCACAAUUCUUUUAUUCCUUUUUUUUUUCAUUUCUAUAGUUCUCAGCGGUAGAAACAAAAAACAGGAAUAUAAGCGCCAAAGUUGUAAACCAAAGCGGCACCUGUACAUGGUCUAAAAUUAAGAUUAAAAUAGAAAAUUCUUUAGGACUAAUGGUUAUUAGGAUCACACAAUUCUAAGCGAGUCUCUAUUAGUAUAAAAGUUUUGCAUUCAAAUGAUGGUCAUAAAUACCUUUUAGGACCUGUCUCUCAUUUUAAGCAAAUUAUACGACACCAUAUCAUAUUGUGGUGACGAAGGGGUUGCAAAUUUGGAGUUUUUUUUUGUUUUUUUUUUUAAGAGUUAUUGCGGCUCAUAAACCCAAGAUUAAACUGAAGCGUCUUUCUACUUGUUAUGACAUUUUCAAAUUUAUUCAAAGCUCCCAAGAUAAGAAAGAGUACCAUGAAUUAAGAGAAUUACUCAGGAUUGACAGGUUGUCUUUCCAUAUUUGGAAAGUCAAAUAUUGCUAACACCUUCUAACACUUUGCAAUGCAACUUCUAAACGCAGGCAGCCGUGGCGGAUUGUAGAAUCUAUAGAAAGGAAGGAGAAAAGGAAAAUGAAGUUAAUGAAUGAAUGAAGUUACAGCACUUUUGCCAUUUUUUUUAUCAAAACUAUGAUCGCUUUAAAAUCAUAGUUUUCCAAAGUUGUCAUGAUGUUCAAAGCCGUUCUUAAUUUGGAUGAUAUCGCAAACAGGCAUUUACCUUCCAAAAUAAAAAAGAGAAACAAAAGGAAUUUAACUAAAGACGUUCAGGGGUUCUUUUUAUUAAUAUUUUAAGAAUACAGGACGCCUUUUUGGCGCUAGUAAAGCAUGCGUUGUGAGGGGCAAAACAGUGUGAUUCCAUUUUGCCAUUCGAAGUGUGUGCGAUUGAUUUCAUCAUAUAAAGAUUCCUUUAAGGUUGUUUUUAUCUUAAGGCUGAUGAAUAUUCUAUGAAAAUCAUCUGUUUUAUUUUACCCCAAGUUACACUUUAGACACUCAUACAACUUUAAAAAGUUGCAAAGUACAUUUUUUUAAUAGAUUCUGAUUUUUUUAGGACAAAAAAACAGCGCAUUUACGGCAUCGCUUUUAGAGGGUUGAUCAACGACAAACAGGAACCGGAAAUGAAUUAUUAAUAGCAUGAUAAAUAUGGAAUAUUGUUACAGUAACUAUAGUUACAAGAAACAAGCACCGAUGACAGCAUCGCCUUUAAAGGGUUGAUCAACGACAAACAGGAGCAAGAAAUAAAUUAUUAAGAGCAUGAUAGAUAGUGGCUAUUGUAACAGCGCUAGCAACUACUGUUAUAAGUGCCAAUGACAGCAUUGUUUUUGAAGGGUUUUUUAUUCCUCGCUAAAAACUCUGGAGGAAGCGUGCUACAUGCUAAAAAAGGUAAACCAGUUUUUUUUCUUGAAGCUAAAUUAUUUUUUCCUUAAUUAGCUAAUGGAUGAGUUUCUUUGGUUAGGCAAUGGAUAAUGGAAAACCGAGAGGGAUUUGUUAUCAAAAUACUCCUAAGAACUCAUUUUAAAGUAUAGCUUUCGUAGGUCUUUAAUCAAAAUUUACCGAAAUCUACUUAGUGCCUAAAAGCUAAUAAUUUGUACCGAUUAAAUUUUACUUUGAAAUUAAUGAAACAGGUUUUUUCGCCGUUGGUUUACAAACAUCGUAGACAGAAUUAACAAUUAUAUUACUCAAAUUCCCGCCCGAAUUUUGUUGAAUUCAUUGCACGCGAGGAACCAAAACAGAAACGAUGAAGUUGAAAGAGAGCAUGUUUAACUCGUUGACAAUCAGCUGCAGAUGUUUCAGGAUCGCGUUUCUUAUAUUCAUCAGCCCUAGAGUUUCGUAGAAUAAGUUUGGCUUCAAUCCCAAAAUAGGGUUUGGUAAAUUUUUGACGGCAAACUAAUUACGGCUGCUUUGUAAGACCAGACCAUCAAUUUUAGGAUUUAGUUUCCCUAAUUCAAUGUGUUUCCAAACUGAGCCUUUUCAUGAAUAUUUCUAUAUCUAAUUUCUAAUUUCUAAUAUUUUAGACUUUCACUUUUGAUUAAUGGACUGUUUUUUUUAGAUAAAGGAGAAGAAACAUACAUUAAGAGAUAAUUGUUUGGCAAAAAAUAUAUAUGAACCGCAGCUGCUUGAAAUUUUACUUAGCCAAUUUGGUAAGGCUAUCUACGUGAGUUAACAACACUAGAUAGGAACAUCAAAGCUAUCAUUCCACAAAAGCUGAGAGAAGCCAAAAGACCUCAGAUACUCUGAUACAACUUUGAAGUUGUACUUAACAUUGUCUCUUGACAUUCCAAUUAGCAUACUGUCCGUUUUUAGAGGGUUUUUAUUCCUCGCUAAAAACUCUGGAGGAAGCGCGUUACAUGCUAAAAAACGUGAGCCAGUUUUCUUUGACGCUAGCAAAUUAAAAAUCUGAGAAUGAGACAUUUCAUUUUUAAAUGAUUAUUUCGAUAUAGUAUGAUAAUUAUUCCUUUCUAAGAAAAAAGAAUAGAAAAGAAAAACAUUUUCCGAAAAAACUAGGAUGAGAUGAUCUCCCUCUUCUUGCAGCUAUGCAAUGGGAUAAGAUGUUGGGAUGAUUGUAAUAUCUCUAAUUCUCUAAUUAACAGAGAAAGGAUCUUUCAAAUCGACGGAUUCACGACGUGAGCUUUUUACUACUUUUUUCAAGUAAUUUCUUCAAAGAGAAUAUGUUAAUUGAUGAUGAGCGCUGUCUUUAUCAAAUCUCCAAUUUUAAGUUUGCAAUGCAGUAGACGUAAGUCGGGUGUUGCUGCUCGACACAAAACCUUUAAAUGUUUAAAUCUUGGGCAGAGAAUGAGAAACGUUUAGUUUUUCUUACUUUUUAUCGACUUUCUACGACUUUUUGUGACUUACUGUCUGACGCAAGGUUUUAGAACACUUUGUUUCUUUAGUGUUGAGCAGGAGAGAAUUCUUCAAUGUGUCAGCUUUUAAUUUAGUUUAAUCAUUGCGCGAAAGCAUCACAUUCGACAUUCAUGUGUUAGCAAUGUGCAUGAAGUUUGUCACCACGCACAUAGCCUAACGGCCUAGCCUGCCACGAGUUGGCAGAAUUUCCGAAGUACUAAUCAGAGAGCCAUAAAUUCGAUUCCUAUUGCGAGCACUCUGAUGGAGUUCUUUUUCUUCUAGUAUACCUAUGUUAUUCAAUCAAAAUAUCAUAUUUUAGAAAACUUCGAUGUUUCCAUAAGCGCUCCAUUUUGUAUACCGUAUGUACACGGAUGAUUCCUAAACAUCACCAUAGAUCGUCAUCCAUAGAAGGUGUGCUUAUUUAGUUUAAGAAUGAUGAUGGUUGAGCUUACAAACUCUAUUUUUUCUCAAGAUUUUGAGGUUUUUUUGCGCUAUGAUGCUAAUCAAAUGACCAAAAAAUUGUGCCAUUCGUGCGGGAAUUUGCUUUAAUAUGUGUAAAGCGUGGGGAUAAACUUGUUUAAAACCUAUGGCCUUUGCAAUUGUAUCGAAUUGAUUUGCUUUUCUAGGUAGAAUGGCGAAAUAACGAGUAGCAUCAUUAAAAAGUGGACUCUUGCCACGGAAACAGUUGGGCGGGGAAAAUAUAAAAAGAGGCCUUCAAUUAUUUUUAAUUAAAUCUUAUAAGUUAUACUUUUCUUAUUGCUAAGAUACAGUCGAUUCAGAAUUGAUUUCUACUUUGCUUCAUGUUUGUUUGUCUGUCUGUCUAUCUGUUGUCAUAAUUUUUUUUGUCUACUGGUUUGGCUAAGUAAUCUACACUUUCCAAUUUCAGCAUCAGCGGGAAUGGCGAGGAAUUCAAGCUUCUUAAUCUUCCUAGCCUCUUUGUAUCUCAUGGACUUCUCUACUGCUAAAAAUACAUGCACGACAGAAGUUAACGUACCUGGUAUGGCCCUCAAAGGAUUCGUCUUUAAGAAGGUCCCAGUAACAGCUCCUCAUGUGUGCGAUAUCACCUGCGAGAGAGAAACGAUAUGUCAAAGCUACAAUUAUGUAAUUGGGGAAAAGUCCUGUGAAUUGAACAUCCGAACUAAGGAAGCAAGGCCCGAGAAUUUCCAGCCAGAUGGUUUACGCUUUUACAUGGGACGCCUCAGUGGUAGAGGUACGUAUCCGGUCUAGUUUAUUUUACAUACAAAUCUUUUUCAGUGAAUUCUUAGUAAAGACCCAUCACUUUCCGAGAGCAAGUGUCUGAUUGCUUUGUUAUUAAAUAGGACCACUGUCUUAAAGCAAAAUUCACCCUCCAUUCUAUAUUAAUAGCAGACAAAUAUAUAUUCAUCUCUAAUCUGUAUUGCAACUUCUAUUACCCUCAAACCAUUAAUGAAGUCAUGUCUAUAUCGUAGCCCCCUUAGGAUCUAUUCCUGAAUUACCAGCGUUAUCGUGCCAAGAGAUAAAACUAAGUGAAGGAAAAAACAGCAUCAGUAAAAAGUACUGGUUGGAUCCAACUAAUAUCGGGAGUUCAAAGUUGGUUUAUUGCGACAUGAACUUGGGAGGUAAGUCAGUAUACCAAGAACAGAAUUACUUUACACAGUGUUUGGUCUACCUUUACCCGCUCCUUUCGUGAAAUGUUUUCCGCACCUUGUCUUAAUGUUUUCUUUCGAUCAAUUUCCAAUUAGACAUCGAUGAAUGUAAAAGCAGCAACGAUGUCUGUGACAAGAAUGCAAACUACUCCAAUACUGUUGGGUUUUAUAAUUGCACCUGUAAAGAAGGAUUUACUGGGGAUGGACACUCAUGCUCAGGUAGAAAAUUAUCGUGACGCUAUGGUAAAAUAUUAUAUAAUAAGCUCAGUUAUGCACGCAUUCUGAUUGGUUCUCACUUAUGAUCUAUUGGAGGACAGACGUAUAGAUGACGUCAUCACAUUUUGACGUCCUCUGUGAUCUAUUACUGAACAGACGCACGGCAACUUGGAAUCUAUUUGUUAAUUCGAUUCUCAUGCGUAAAUCAUUCAAGGAAUCUUUGCUAGCAUUGACUUCUUUUGAUUACUUUCCAAUCAGAUAUAGAUGAAUGCAAAGGCAGCAAUACUGUGUGUGACGUAAAUGCGAAUUGUACCAACACUGAAGGUUCUCACAACUGCACCUGUAAUGAAGGAUACAUUGGCGAUGGUAAAUCAUGCCAAGGUAUGAAAUAGUAGCUUGGGCAUCCAACAAAUGAUACAAAAUAAUCAAAAGAAUUUUCCCAAUUGAAUAAUUUGUAAUUAAUUUGAUUUGAACCUUCAUUGACUUUUCAUACGCGUGAACUCCUUACUGAUUAAUCCAACGAAGUAAUGUUUGCUUCAGUCGAGGAGUGCCAAAGUUACUCAAGUCUGACCAGUGUCGACCGUAAAUCCACAAUCCCCAAAGCCGGGUCUGCUUUGUGCGAUAACUCACUCCCCCAUGGCUGGUAUCGUUUCCAAGGAGCUGCAGGAACAAAAAUGCCAACCACUUGUCCACCAACUCAUAGGUGUACAGCUGAUAUCUCAAGCUGGUUAAAUGGAGUUCAUCCCACAGUGGCUGAGGGUCAAGUUAACAGGCAGGUCUGCUUUCACUGGUCUUCAAACUGUUGUAGAUGGUCCACCUACAUCCAAGUGAGAAACUGUGGCUCUUAUUACGUAUAUUACUUCUCUGGAGUACCAACAUGUAAUACCCGUUACUGUAGUACGGAAUAG